UGGCAGCGCCGGGUAACCUCAUUUCCGCGUGUGUCUAACGCCUAUUGUGACAGCUGUCAUAGAAGAAGAGUUUAUGCUGGUUGGGCUGUGAUCGUGUGCCAGUCGCGUGUGUAAACAAUCCUCUCGCCGCGGCCGUCCCGCGAAACAGUCUCGACUUCGCACCUCAUCUCGAUCCGCGACCCAAAUCGUUUUCAUUCUCUCGGCGUCUCGAGCGACAACACACACGGUGAAGGAUGACAAUGGGCGAUGAGACCCCGGUUACAUCACUGGUUCUUCCCGUCAUAUUAAGGCCAAUAUUAACAAAGCUGGAAAGACAAAAUGUCAUGGCAGCACAGACCCUACGCGCGGCUCUCUCGAAAGCAGAGAGUUCGCAUCCUGGGAUCACGUACGACUUGAUUAUGGGUAUAAUACGCAGAGCCGAGCUAAAUCUUGAUAUGAACGAGAGUGUCUUACGACUACAAGGUGCUGCUUCUGAUUACGAUGUCGUGGAGUAUCGUUCGGCACGUUCAGAAGAUGCAUUCCAAGAACUGAAUCGUAAAUCAACUUCCUUGAAGAGAAUACUUAGCAGAAUUCCUGAUGAGAUCACGGACAGGAAGACUUUUCUAGAGACAAUCAAAGAAAUUGCGAGUGCAAUAAAGAAACUUUUAGAUGCUGUGAACGAAGUUACUGCAUUUAUACCCAGCUCAGCUGGUAAACAAGCCUUAGACCAACGCAAAAGAGAAUUUGUGAAAUAUAGUAAAAGGUUCAGCAACACAUUAAAGGAGUACUUCAAAGAGGGACAAGCAAAUGCAGUAUUUGUGAGUGCACUGUACCUGAUACAUCAAACAAAUAUGAUUAUGCUCACGGUAAAGGACAAAUGUGAGUGAACAAUCUUACAAUGAAUUUCCAGUGUUGUAUGUGAUAAUAUCACAAGAGUCAGAUAAAUCUUAAAUAUUACAAUCUGCAUAACAUCCUAAUCUCACAUAUAUAUUCUAUUAUACAAGGAGCAAUGAUAGAACCUAAAUAUCCGGUAUAGAGGAUUUAAUAUUAUUAUGUUACCGUUAAUCGGUUGCACUAGUUUUUGUUAUAUAUAUAUAUAGAGAGAGAUAUAAAAUAAUAAAGAUGUUGGGGUAUAUUAUACCACAAAUUAUAUAUUUAUACUUUUAUUUUGUGCCAACUCAAAAAACAUAUUAAUUGUCAAUUCUUAUUGUAAUGGUCAAUAAUAGCAUGUAUAAGAAAAUGUUCAGGUGUGAAAACAUUCUUAUUGUUGUUAUAUAAAAAUAAUAUGUGGUAUAUGUUUUCUCUUAUCUUGUCAGAAGGGUGUACAAUAUUAAUAAAAUACAAAUUGAGAGAUGACGUUAAAA
Monomorium pharaonis (pharaoh ant) is the source of this 1343-nucleotide messenger RNA. It is a transcript of the gene Ccm3, whose product is annotated as programmed cell death protein 10. Bases 234 to 866 code for a protein of 210 amino acids. Gene Ontology annotation, biological process: regulation of Golgi organization; positive regulation of MAP kinase activity. Gene Ontology annotation, cellular component: FAR/SIP/STRIPAK complex; Golgi apparatus. The record is from RefSeq and is a predicted model, not a curated record. Gene Ontology annotation, molecular function: protein kinase binding. NCBI's taxonomy places the organism in Eukaryota, Metazoa, Arthropoda, Insecta, Hymenoptera, Formicidae. The transcript is spliced from 5 exons.